This is a messenger RNA of Larimichthys crocea (large yellow croaker), 2484 nucleotides long. RefSeq names its product acetyl-CoA acyltransferase 1 (gene acaa1). Gene Ontology annotation, biological process: fatty acid beta-oxidation; phenylacetate catabolic process. The transcript is spliced from 12 exons. Gene Ontology annotation, cellular component: peroxisome. The coding region runs from base 120 to 1400 and encodes 426 amino acids. Gene Ontology annotation, molecular function: acetyl-CoA C-acyltransferase activity. The record is from RefSeq and is a predicted model, not a curated record. Lineage: Eukaryota; Metazoa; Chordata; Actinopteri; Sciaenidae.
UAGUUUGUCCCUCCGCUGUUUCCGUCCGGUUCCGACUGUGACAACCCGGACGUGAGAGCAGAGUCCAAACAAACAAACAAACAGCCUCACAGACUGAACUCAGGUGUUUCACCGACAUCAUGCACAGAUUGAAGAUCAUCUCGGGACACCUGUCUCCCUCCUCCGGCUCCUCUCAGGACAGACGGGACCUGUGGAGGACGGAGUGCGGAUCAGCGGGGAGCAGCGGUCCGGAGGACGUGGUGGUGGUUCAUGGACUCAGGACCGCUAUCGGGAAAGCCAAGAGAGGAGCGUUCAAGGACACGACACCCGACGAGCUGCUGAGUGCAGUGAUGACAGCGGUGCUGAAAGAUGUUGGACUGUCACCCAACAAGCUGGGAGACGUUUGUGUGGGUAACGUGCUGCAGCCAGGUGCCGGUGCUCUGAUGGCCAGAGUGGCUCACUUCCUCAGUGGGUUCCCAGAGACAGUCCCCGUCUACACGGUGAACAGACAGUGCUCCUCUGGACUGCAGGCUCUGUUUAACAUAGCAGGAGCCAUCAGGAGCGGAUCCAUCGACCUGGGCCUCGCAUGUGGUGCGGAGAGCAUGUCUCUGCGUUCGAUAGGUAAUCCAGGAGAUUUGAGCUCCAGGCUGGUGGACAACGACAAGGCCAGAGACUGCAUCCUCCCGAUGGGCAUCACGUCUGAGAACGUCGCAGAGAGAUUCGGGGUCUCCAGAGAAAAACAGGACGCCUUCGCUCUCAGUUCUCAACAGAAAGCAGCCAAGGCGCAGACAUCCGGCCUGUUCCAGCAGGAGAUCGUUCCCGUCACCACCAAGUUUGUAGACGACGACGGUAAAGAGCGUGAGGUGACAGUCACUAAGGACGAUGGGAUCAGAGCGGGAACAACUCUGGCAGGACUCAGUAAACUCCGGCCGGCCUUCAAACCUGACGGCACCACCACAGCAGGUAACUCCAGCCAGGUGAGUGACGGAGCAGCAGCCGUGCUGAUUGGUCGCAGGUCUGCAGUCGAGGCUCUGGGUCUGCCCGUCCUGGGGGUCCUGAGGGCCAGUGCAGUGGUGGGGGUCCCUCCUGAUGUUAUGGGUAUUGGACCAGCAUUCGCCAUCCCUGCAGCUCUGGAGCAGGCCGGACUGACUGUGGACGAUAUCGACGUGUUUGAAAUCAAUGAGGCCUUUGCCAGUCAGGCCGUGUACUGUGUGGAGAAACUGGGAAUCCCGUUGGAAAAGGUGAAUCCUAGUGGAGGAGCCAUCGCUCUGGGUCAUCCUCUGGGCUGCACUGGAGCUCGACAGGUGGUGACGCUGCUCAACGAGCUCAAACGCAGAGGACGGAGGGCGUACGGUGUCGUGUCCAUGUGCAUUGGUACUGGGAUGGGAGCUGCUGCUGUCUUUGAAUACCCUGGACUGUAGGAGCUGACCACAAGACUCUGAUACUGUGAUUUAAAGCCCCUUUCAGACGUAUCGGGUAAUCUGUCUUCACUUUGUACAUGGCUCAGGUGGUCUGGUUUUCUUGCUCUAAUCCCUCCUCGUCUCCUCGAUGCAGCAUAAGCGAUAGUGGACCAACUCUUCUGUUCUCAAGGGUUUUUCAGAAGCUUGUUUGAGGCUCCAGCAGCGUUAGAUAAAUCAAAUAUCAUCUACCAAAGUUUUUAGUUCAAACUUUCUGCUGUGGGAAGCAACAAAAGCAACACUAUACAAAAAAAAAGCCUCUAACUUUGGAACAUUUCUUCUUGAGUUGUUGAAUUCAUAUUAGAUUCAGAUGAACAUUCUCACCCAGAAUGAGGACUGUGUAUUUUGAACUUUAUGUUUCUGUUUGAACAAUUACAGCAAGAAAAACCUGUUUCAGUGUCCAUGCGUGCAUCUGACUGUUGUCAAAACUGUGAACCUGUCCUUUAAAAACUGCCUGGUCUCAUGUUCCACAAAUGUUUUCACCACAUUAAUAACCAUAAAGCAGAGAUUUAACAAACUGAGCAGUGUUACAAGGUCCAGGUCUGAAAAGGGCUACAGAGAGAUUUGAAUCAACCUUCACAUUAAUCUCCACUGAACUAAUGCUGUUUUAGGUGUUAAUACUCAUGUAGAAAAUACUUUUCAAAUUUCAGGUGAUCAAGUGCCUUUGAUUUCAUGUUGCUGAUCCAGGGUUUGAUUGUUCUUGAUUUAAAAGAUGCUGAGCCUUGCUGUCUGUUGUGAAGGUAGACCUGACCGUCCAUGAGUAAAUGUCCUGAGUUUGAUUUCCUUUUUGAAGAUGUUAUGAAUCCAAUAUGAUCCGUCAAAAUUAAAAGGACCAAUCCAGAACAGUAAUUUAAGUUUUGCAGAUAAUAGGCUUCAUGCAAGAACCUUUUUUUUAUUCAUAUCCUUAACCUCUCGCCCGUAUAAUUCAGAUUGAACAGACUCUGAAUGGACAAAUCCCAGACGAGUCUGUCAGGUCUUCAAAAUAUGUUUUAUCAUGAGAACUCGUGCAAGAAACGACACGAUGCCAUGCAUCUGUGCAGCAAAAAAA